CAAUUUCCAUAAUAGGACACAUUGACAAAAACCGACAGUGGGGUUUGUUGUUUGCAGAUAUGCAACACGAAACAUGGACAACUUGGGGGGAUAUGGCUUCGUCUUAUUGAUUUUCCUGCUUGUUAUGUCUCCACAAGAAUCUUAUGCUAGUAGCAACUGCACUGAACAUUGGUUAACAGUUUGUCAGAAUCAGUUCAAUGAGAACAACUUGAAGACAUGCCAGGAAAUUUUGGAAUUACGGUCUUGUCUCAAAGCUUGUGCUAAUAACAUUUGGCCAAGCCAUGCCAGGAUAAGAGUCCAGUAUGAAUCACUUAUGAACAAAGUAAAUUCUUUUCCUGACUGUUUACCACCAAGUAAAGUUCAUAGAAAAGUAUGUAGUGAGGAUCUUGUCAAUAGAUGCUACCAAAAAUUUAAUCGGAACUCUUCAUCAAUUUGCCGAGAGGUGAAAAAUCUGCGGAUGUGCAUUAGUGAACUGGCUGGUUGUCACGUUACAAAACAUCCUAAAUUUGUUUUAUCCAUGGACAUACUUGAAAAACACAGGAAAUGCUUCUUUGUCAAUUAUUCCCGGAUAUUGGAGGUCCUCAAGAAAAAAGAUAAUUCUCAAAAGCCAGUUAGUACUCCUCAAGCUGUUAAAACUCCUAAAACAGGAAAAUCUGUUCCAGUUGUGAAGAUGAAUGUGACAAUGAAACCUUCAGAGAGUAAAUCAGAACCACGAAGUGAACAUCUUCCAUAUACUUUUGUUGUUGUUGCAACUGUGUGUACAUGCAUGUUUCUUGUGGUACUGGUUGUCUUCAGCAUUGUACGGCAUACAACACUCUCAAAACGUCAAAGGAACUCAAUUGUGACAAGAGCUCCAACAAGAAUACAUAUCAGAACACAAAAUCGCAGAUACAGAACGAGAAGGCACCACCAUCAUCGCAAUCAUAGAGGACAUGUUGUUAUCCAGGGUGCACGGCAGACUGUCUCUGGAUUCUUUGAGGGGAAUGUUGCCCCUCCACCAUACAGCGCAGUUCUUGAUGAUAAUGAAAGUGUCAGAGCUGGUGACCCACCCCCUCCAUAUCGACCACCCUCUUGUAUGGCACUAGGUGUUAUUGUUUAGCGUUCAUUGAAACACAUUUGACUUGUCAUUCCAUGACAAUGGCUUGGCCUAUUGCCAUUGGUAGGGUCACUUAAAUUAUGCUAAAAAAAUUUGAACAUAAUGCUUUUCAGCAUCACCAUGGAAACACAGCAUUAUCAAGAAAAUUUUCAAGAAGUUUAGCCAUUAUGCCAGUAUUAUGCAUGAUGCUCUGACUAAAGCAUUAUGCAUAUAAUUAUGCUAGCAUGAUUUAUCUGACCCAAGCCACAGUGGCCCUCACAUCGGAGUGGCCUUCGAAAUUUCCAUUUUCAUUAAACUGAAGUGGUCUUGAGUUUCUGACCAGACUUUAGGAUACAGGAGUAUAGGUCAAAAGUUCAAGUAUCUAAUCGUAAGCAAGUGGGGGGCCUUUUUAAACUAAAGCACAAGUGAAAC
Pocillopora damicornis (cauliflower coral) is the source of this 1507-nucleotide messenger RNA. RefSeq lists its product as uncharacterized. The record is from RefSeq and is a predicted model, not a curated record. Lineage: Eukaryota; Metazoa; Cnidaria; Anthozoa; Scleractinia; Pocilloporidae.